AUGAUUGCUCUCUCCUCUCCCUAUCUAAUUUGUUCUCUCUAUCUUACUUCUGACCUUACUCACUCUAAUACCCUCAAUUUAUUAUUUUCUAAUGUCUUUUUCAGGAUGUGUGUGUGUGGGGGGGGAGCUUUUCCUUUUUCUUUUUUUUGGUUUUUCCUUUUUCUUUUUUAUCUUAUUUCAUUUGUUUCUCUCUUAUUUUAUUUUUACUUUCUUAUUUCCCUAUUCUCUACCUUAUUUCUUUACUCUCUCUUCCUUUUCUCUCUCUUUUCCUUCUCUCUCUCUAUUUUUCUUUUCUCUCUCUCUCUCUCUCUCUCUAUUUUUCUUUUCUCUCUCUCUCUCUCUCUCUCUAUUUUUCUUUUCUCUCUCUCUCUCUCUCUCUCUCUAUUUUUCUUUUCUUUCUUUUUCUUUUUUCUUUCUUUCUCUUUCUUCCUUUUCAUUCUUUUUUUCUCUUUCUUUUCCUUAUUUUCUUCCUUCCUUUAUCUUUGUUUUAUUUCUUAG
Molecule: messenger RNA, 498 nt
Organism: Acanthosepion pharaonis
Lineage: Eukaryota; Metazoa; Mollusca; Cephalopoda; Sepiida; Sepiidae
Source: the annotation of a GenBank genome assembly